UUGGUAGAUUACACAGGCAAAGGUUCGAGGUUUGUAAAUCCAAUUACGCCGGAUGCACCUGGCAACCCUGAGUUUGACAUGGGGCUCAAUAAGCUCAGUAUUGCUCUUCGCUUCGAAAAAUCAUAGCGUGCCGCCAGACGAGAGUACGUGAUCAUACAGGAAAUUAAAUUUUAACGAAGACUAACGAUUCUCUUCUCGAUAUCUUUUCCUUUUUUACACAGGUGUUUGGUGAUUGUUAUUCAUAAAAAAUAAAAGAAACGUAACUUUCAUAAAUCGUUCAUGUGUAAAUACGAUGUGUCCAUUAAAAGUGAUAUUUGAAAACCACGUGACUGUAAUUAUAUUUUCACAAUUUCAUGAACCCAUCAACUGAACUGAAAAAACUGCGCUCUCUCACUCACAGUGUACUUUUAACAACUUACUGGUGAGAGUUUUGUUGAGCAGAAUCAUCAGCAGUUCUAAUUAUCUUCGAAGCAGAGUAUACCUUCACUUGCUGUCACCUCAACCUUGCCGACUUCACCUCUCAGCAGAAUGCACUUGACGAGAGCAUCACUUCUGGCGCUGCCCGCUGUUCCUACAAUCGUCACCCUGUUCAUCGUUGCCUCGACCGAUGCUCUCCUGUUCGAUAACAACAUGCAGCUUGCAGGCAUUACAUUCAACCGUGCGCAGUAUCGUGUAUCACCCGUCAACGUCCAAUUGGGCGACAUGCUCCAUGGGGUCUGGGAAAACGCUCUCGAGGCCAUCCAAAAUCCGAACCGAUUGGGCCAAAAUAUCAAACGUCGGAUCGCACGACCCCGCCGUGAGGUGGCACAGCCCCGCCGCAGAAGGGCGAAACAGCGAGCUCCAAGGAAGAGGAAGCAGCCGAAGAAGAGGCCGGUGGGGACCGCUCGGGUGAUGGCGGAACGGAUCGUGGGGCUCGUGAACGGGGAACGCCGGAAGCGCGGUUUGAAACCUCUGCGCGAGAACCUCCGACUCUCGAAAGUUGCCGAGGCCAAGUCGAAAGACAUGCGCGACAACAAGUACUUCAAGCAUGUCUCGCCGCGGUUCGGGACUUUCGGGAACAUGGUGCGGAAGGCCGGGAUCAAGUUCUCCCUCGUCGGUGAGAAUAUCGCCAUGGGGAUCGCCACUCCGACGGCCGUCAUGAAAGCGUGGAUGAACAGCCCCGGACACCGGAGGAAUAUCCUCAGCCCCAGGGUCGAUCAAAUUGGAGUUGGAUAUGCCAGCGGCGGCUCGGGUCCUUACUGGACGCAGGAAUUCAUCAAACAGUGA
Bemisia tabaci is the source of this 1266-nucleotide messenger RNA. RefSeq lists its product as uncharacterized. The record is from RefSeq and is a predicted model, not a curated record. Lineage: Eukaryota; Metazoa; Arthropoda; Insecta; Hemiptera; Aleyrodidae.